Molecule: messenger RNA, 1046 nt
Organism: Lucilia cuprina (Australian sheep blowfly)
Lineage: Eukaryota; Metazoa; Arthropoda; Insecta; Diptera; Calliphoridae
Gene: mRpL4
Product: 39S ribosomal protein L4, mitochondrial
Exons: 2
Coding region: 80-976 (298 amino acids)
Biological process (GO): translation
Cellular component (GO): ribosome
Molecular function (GO): structural constituent of ribosome
Source: RefSeq, a predicted model, not a curated record
AAUUAUUACUCUUCAGUCAACCAGCAGUCUGCACGCGUAUGUGUAUUUUUUCUAAUUAUAUGAAUUAAAUACACAAAAAAUGUUAAAUUUAUUAAACAAAACUACAUUAAGGCUGCUUCCUGCUGUCCGUUCUAUAUCACAAUCUGCAACAGCUAGAACCGCUACUGAGCAGAUUAAAGAAGAACCCUCAAAGCCAGUUGUUAAGUCAACAAACGCACCGGCUUUAAUUUUGCCACAAAAUUUUGAGCAGUAUUCUCCAGUGAAUCUAAAAGAUUGCAGGCAAGCUUGGAUAGAAAGUUUCGAUGGUGUGGCUGAAGAAAAAUUGGGUUUGAUUGAGUUGCAUCCCGAUGUAUUUGCCACUCAACCUAGGGUAGAUGUUAUACAGGAGAAUAUUGAAUGGCAGCGUAAAUAUCGUUAUGUAAGUUUUGCCACCACCAAGUCUAGAGCGGAAGUACGUGGUGGUGGUCGUAAGCCUUGGCCUCAAAAAGGUGGCGGCAGAGCAAGACAUGGUUCUUUAAGAUCACCUAUUUUAAAAGGUGGUGGCGUAGCUCAUGGGCCCCGUUCACCUACCACUCACUUCUAUAUGUUGCCCUUUUUCAAACGCGUUUUGGGUUUAACAUCUACCCUUAGUGUUAAGUUGGCUCAAGAUGAUUUGCAUGUAAUCAAAGAUGUUGAAAUACCUAGCAGAGAUCCCGAAUUCAUACUUGAUCUAAUAAAGGAAAGAAAUUGGGGUCCAUCUGUCUUAAUAGUGGACAAGAACGAUAUCUUUCCCGAAAAUAUUUGUUAUGCCACGGAUCAAUUGGGUUUUGUUAACCUAAUGCCUGCCUAUGGCUUAAACUGUUAUUCAAUGUUGAAACAUGAUACUUUGGUGUUGACUGUAGAUGCUGUUAAACACAUUGAAGAACGUUUGUUGUAUCAACUUCAUCGCACGGAUGCUUAUGCUAAGGAGCAAAAGUUCAAAUUAGAUCAAGUUUAGUUUUUGCAGUUUUUGUUUAUUAAUAAUUCAAAUGAAAUAUAUAAAAAUAAUAAAGUAAAAUUUUUGUUUA